This is a messenger RNA of Spea bombifrons (plains spadefoot toad), 1535 nucleotides long. Its product is annotated as zinc finger protein 474-like. NCBI's taxonomy places the organism in Eukaryota, Metazoa, Chordata, Amphibia, Anura, Pelobatidae. Bases 52 to 1329 code for a protein of 425 amino acids. The transcript has 3 exons. The record is from RefSeq and is a predicted model, not a curated record.
UCAUCACUAAAUAGUUUGAUAAGGGCAUGGACUCUUGAAUCACUAUACUCAAUGUACAAUAGUGAACAAAAAAGUAGUGGUGUAAAAUUAGCAGAUGUGAAAAACAAUUCAUCAGUUAGUUGUAAUCGUAGGGUCAUCAGACCAGAAACAGCUAUAUUAGCAAAAAGAUCAGACAAAAUGUCCCAAGGUCAGGCAAAUAGACCCGUCAUCCCUCCAAGACGACCAGGAUUUAAAGUCUGUUACAUUUGCGGGAGAGAAUUUGGAUCAAAAUCAAUUGCGAUUCACGAACCCAAAUGUCUUGAGAAAUGGCACAUAGAAAAUGAUAAUUUACCAAAACAUCUCAGAAGGGCAGCCCCAGUUAAGCCUCAGAGGUCUGAUGGCUCAGGCACCACUGAAAACGAAGCAGCUUGGCUGAGUUCUCAAGCUCAGCUUUUGCCCUGUGGGAACUGUGGUCGUACUUUUCUUCCAGAUCGCCUCAUUGUGCACCAAAGAGGUUGCAAGCCAAGCAGCAAGAGCUUAGAAUCUGUAAAUUCUACUACAAGCAAGACAUUAAUAAAUUCCAGUACCAUGACAUCAUCUAAAGCAGUGAGUGAAUCUUCUGAUGCCAAGACACUACACAGUUCAACAAAGCCAAAAACCCUAAUUUGUUACAUAUGUGGAAGGGAGUUUGGCAGUAAAUCUCUUCCUAUACAUGAACCAAAAUGCCUGGAAAAAUGGAAAAUAGAAAAUGACAAGCUACCAAAAGGGCAACGACGACCUAUUCCUCAUAAACCACAGAUAGACCCUUCUAAGGCAACAAGUCGAGAAGAACAAAAUGAAGCUGCUUGGCAGAGCUUCAAGGACCAGUUAUUAUCAUGCUCAAACUGUGGUCGAUCCUUUGCCAGUGACAGACUAACAGUCCAUCAGAGGAGCUGCAAGACAAAAGCUGCAGGUCCAAAUACUAAAAAUAUGACUACAAACAAACAAGUACAAAAAAAUGAAAAUACGACUGAUAAGGACCUCGUGGUAAAGCAGCCUCCAACAGUUGUUUGCUACAUUUGUGGUCGUGAAUUUGGCACAAAAUCUAUCAGUAUUCAUGAACCGCAAUGCUUGAAAAAAUGGCAUCUGGAGAAUGACAAGUUACCCAAGAAUUUACAACGACCUGAGCCCAAAAAGCCUGAAGUUAGACCAAUAGGAGCAAAAGGGUCCUAUGAUCUUUUUGCUUUGAACAAGGCAGCCUGGCAGAGCUCCCAGAGUCAGCUGGUUCCAUGUGAUAUUUGUGGGCGUACCUUCUUGCCAGACAGACUGCUUGUGCACCAAAGGUCCUGUAAACCGAAAAUACCAAAGUAACCAGUCCUCUAUAACAAUGUUGUAAAAGCGCCCAGGGAAUCAUAAAGUUCUUGCACAGUAAGUGUGGCUCCAGGAUAAUGCAUUGUGAGAUUAGAAACGCAGCUUCUUACACUGGCCAUUGUUCAGACCGUCCAAAUAUGUAUAUGGUGAACUUGUAUGUGUGUUAAAAUCAUUAUUCAUAUAAUAAAGUUAUAAGUUAUAAUACA